Cricetulus griseus (Chinese hamster) is the source of this 426-nucleotide messenger RNA. The record is from RefSeq and is a predicted model, not a curated record. Lineage: Eukaryota; Metazoa; Chordata; Mammalia; Rodentia; Cricetidae.
AUGGCGGCUUCUGAGGACCCAAUUCUUCCUCCUGAGCUUUGUGUCAGUCCUAGGGCAGCUGUGUCUGAGGAAGAAACUGCAUCAGUAAACAGCGCGUGGAAGAGAUGUGUCAGUAGAAAACGCAGCACAGACCUUCUGGUUCCUACACUUCUCUCAUUAGAUGCAGGAGGCAGCUCAGGUGUCGGAGGUGUGAUUUGCAGGUCAUGCAAUCUCUCCAUCCCAUUCCAUGGAUGUCUGUUAGACCUUGGAACCUGCAGAACAAAGCCUGGUCAGUUUUGUAUAAGAGAGACCUUCACUAAAGGCGGAAUCCAGUGGUUUUCAGUUAAAGGCUGCACGGAGGACAAAUCAGAGUGCUUCAAGAGAAUCAUGAAGAAUUACGAAAUCCGCUCUAGUCACUGCUGCCACCGGCCCCUGUGCAACUUCUGA